This is a messenger RNA of Enterospora canceri, 951 nucleotides long. The record is from the annotation of a GenBank genome assembly. NCBI's taxonomy places the organism in Eukaryota, Fungi, Microsporidia, Enterocytozoonidae.
AUGUCUUUCAAUUUUUCUUCACUCAUCUCCUUAUUGGAGAUCAUAAAAUCGGAAUUAAUUGAAACAGCCUAUGAUAAGAAUAAAGCUCCAGUUUGCAACAUGAAAUUGGGCAGUCUUAAGACUAUAUUACUUGUAGACAAGGAGAUCGAAGAUGUACAGAUCAGUGAUUUGAAAGUACAUUGGUCUGAUAAAAAUAGCCCUGAUGUAACUACUUAUGAUAUCUUGGCACGCAACUCUAACCCCAAUACUGUCCUUAAAGCAGGAAUAACUGAAUUAUUUGAUAGAAAAAUUGAUCCUGGUCAAAAUAAGGAGGUAAGGGCGUACUUAACGAAUGUCAAAAAAGAUCAGAUUGAUGCUCUAAGGAAGGCAGCAAUGGGGAAAAUGGAAAAGGAUAAAUGGAGUAGUCACUAUGACAACCUACCAACGCACAUUUGGUAUCAAAUCUACCAAUUCAUCAAAGCCACGCCAAACGACUUCUUCGAUUUGACAAGGAAGAAUAGAAUAGAUGCAAUCUUCGAUUUUAAUUCAAAAAUGGCACCGUUCUGGAAUAUUAAAGAGCUUCUGCAAAAGGCGUAUGAUGAUAUGAUCAACAAGUAUGGGAACAUAACUAUGUACCUCACAUUUAAAGAUGAUGAUGUUGAGCAAAAGAGUGUGAUAAUGGAGUUCACAAAGACAACAAACGUAUUCACUAUGCUCAAUAACGCAUUGGAUUUUAUUUAUGUGCCAGUAUGUAAGCCACCUACUUCAACAAAGCCAACUACUCCUACAAAACCAUCUAGAACAACUAGAAUAAAACCCAGGAAAAGGAGUAUGAAACCGGAAGAAAAGAAAUCAGUUAACUGGGGUGUGGUAAUUGCACGAUUUGUAAUUCUCAUGCUUAUUGUAUACAUGAUAUGCAGAUGCAUAAGGCGUAAGAAAGAGAACAAUAACCCCCAAGUAGUUACACCAUAA